GACGUCUCACAAACUCGCGAGAACGAAAGCACGGGCAAGUAAAGCGUGUCUAAAUAGCUCUAUUUGUGUCUUCUAAACUUCUCCUUCACGCUUAUCACUUCAGAGGCGAGUUGCUGCAGGAGGCCGCUUCAUUCUCUAGAAGUUUGCUCAAUAACUCUGCAGCGCAGCGUUUGCAGCAGCCUUAGAGCCACGGCACGUGUUAGCUCCUGAUUGUUUAGCUAGCGGCUAGCACGCGGGGAGCGGUGGGAGGAGACCAAAACAAGCAGGCGGACCUCUCUGAGCCUGAGCCUCAUCUCCCGGGUCUGGUGCUGCGUCUGCUGCAAAGCCCGCCGAGAACAUGUCAGCUGCGACGAACGAGUCCAGGAAACGGGGCAAGAAGCGCUACGUGGCCGGCCAGCACAAGCGGUGGAAGGGCUCCCGGGAGCUGGAGGUCGGCAUGGAGGGAAUCCUCAUCACGUGCAACAUGAACGAGAGGAAAUGCACCGCGGAGGCCUUCAACCUGCUCAAUGAGUACGCAGACGGGCUGUACGGGCCCGAGAAGCUGCAGGACAAUGACGGGAGCAGCAGCGAAGAAGAGGACGCUGAAGAAGAAGACGUUGAUGUUGCGUUGAAGAAGGAGGUGGCGCAGCUGCAAGCGUCGGGAGCCAAACAGGAGCGGCGCUUCCAGGCUCUGGAGAGCGGCGCCAACAACGUCAUCUUCAUCAGAACUCUGAACCUGGAAUCUGACAAACUGGUUCAUCACAUCCUGUCUGAUCUCCACACGACCAAGAAGAAGAAGUCCCGCGUGAUCCUUCGCAUGCUGCCGGUAACUGGAACGUGUAAAGCCUUCCAGGAGGACAUCGUCAAGUACCUGACCACGUUCCUGGAGCCUUGGUUCAAAGCGCCAAACUGUGCGACCUACCAGAUCGCUUUCAAGGCGCGCAACAGCAGCCACAACAAGAGGGACGAAAUCAUCAAAGCAGUCGCAGGCCUGGUGGGGAAGCUGAACCCCAAAAACAAAGUGGACCUGACGAACCCGGAGCUGACCAUCAUCGUGGAGGUCAUCAAGGCGGUGUGCUGCCUCAGCGUGGUGAAGGACUACACGCUGUACCGAAAGUACAACGUUCAGGAGGUGGUGAAGGAGGACGUUCCCCAAACAAAGACUGACGCAGGGACGACGGAGCAGAAGCAGAAAGACGACGCGGGAAACGGUGAAGGAGGGAAGGAGGAAGACAGUGGGGACAAAGCUGUCCCACAUGAGGAGAAGGAGGCUGAGAAGAGUGAGAAUGCGGGGGAAUAGGAGCACAAGUUUCAGCAAAGCAAUGUCCUUUAUGUCUUUUUAAGUUGCUUUUUAUUGUGGUGAUUUUGUUGUAACUUAACAGAUAAAUUAACGUGUCAGAAUUCAGUAAACUAGAAUUCUUUCUUUUUUAUAUAUAGAAUAAUACAUCCAACCCCAGUACCCAGCAACUUUAACAAAAAUAGAAUACAAAACCUCACAAACUCAUAUUUUAUUCCCAGUAGAACAUGAACAAACCAGGCUCUUCUGCGGUGCAGUGUGUGUUUCUACUGAAAGAGAUGCUUGCAGGGAGCCUGUUUUUAACGCAGUGCUGAAGAUCACGAGCAGUUUGUCUUUGCUUAUUCUCCUUUGUCCAGGCGGGAGGCAUCUCAAAUGUGAUACUGAGAAUAAAAUGUGGUUUUAUGAGGUUUACUUACAUAUCACUGCAUUGCAUUCUGUUUUUUACAUUCAGUGCUGCAUGCCAGUUGGUUUUGGAAGUGAACUCUACGCUUCAGCAUUGUGCAGUCUUGACCUUUUUGUUUUUAAAAAUUAGAAUUUUAAUUCCCUUUUUUUUACCGUUUUCCUCAAAAUCAAGUGGAAUUUUGCUCAGAUGAACAGAUUUGUCACAUUCAAUAACUUUGUUUCUUAUAACUCCUUCCUGAACUACUUCCUAAAAUAAAACUCCUGUGUUUGACUUGA
Molecule: messenger RNA, 1954 nt
Organism: Salarias fasciatus (jewelled blenny)
Lineage: Eukaryota; Metazoa; Chordata; Actinopteri; Blenniiformes; Blenniidae
Gene: thumpd1
Product: THUMP domain containing 1
Exons: 5
Coding region: 338-1279 (313 amino acids)
Biological process (GO): tRNA modification
Molecular function (GO): RNA binding
Source: RefSeq, a predicted model, not a curated record